Molecule: messenger RNA, 1329 nt
Organism: Propithecus coquereli (Coquerel's sifaka)
Lineage: Eukaryota; Metazoa; Chordata; Mammalia; Primates; Indriidae
Gene: CFAP119
Product: chromosome unknown open reading frame, human C16orf93
Exons: 9
Coding region: 290-1282 (330 amino acids)
Source: RefSeq, a predicted model, not a curated record
GAGAGCACCCAGGUGGGCAUUCGCAACUUAUUACGAAUGCACGUUCUCUUCUCACUGAUUGGCGCGCGCCUGCACUUCCUUCCUUCCUUCACAAGCCCCCUAGCAACCAUCACCGUUGAGACGGAGGGAGACGCGCCCCGCGGAUUGGCUGCGCGGAGCCUCUCUGCCGCGUGGACUGGCUGCGGCGCGGCUAGGGCCAGGCCUUCGCAGUCGCUGCCGGAGAACCGACUGCCCUAGACCCGAGGCUGGACAGAGCCUGUGGAGACCCGCAGCACGGAAGAGCGACAAAAUGAUCAGCCAGAGAACCAGCCAAUGCCUGCGAGUCAGCGUGCAGUCGGAGCUUGAACAGCGCUCCGAACUGCGGCGGGAAUCGGGGAAGGUCAGCUCUGCGUGUGGGUCGGCCACACGGACCGGAACAAGUGUGCGGACUGAGUUGGCAACGGCGGCCCACGCCUCCGGGGAAGUGGAUGAAGAUCCUGGAGCCAACCUGUUCCCGCCGCCGCUGCCCCGACCCCGGAUCUGCAUGUGGAAGUACCUGGACAUCCAUUCCAUGCACCGGCUGGAGAAGACAGCCAACAUUGAGGAGAUGAGGGAGGUGCUGGCUGAGCUGUUAGAGCUAGGCUGUCCUGAGCAGAGCCUACGGGAUGCUAUCACCCUGGACCUCUUCUCCCAUGCACUCAUCUUCUGCCGCCAGCAGUGCUUCUCACUGGAGCAGACAUCAACGGCUUGUGCCCUGCUCCAAGAUCUUCACAAGGCCUGUGUUGCAACCCCCUUGGGCAACGUGGAGGAAUGCUACCGCUACUUUACCAGUGUUCUUUUUUGCCAUGGAGUCAGGCGGCCCCCCUUCAGCAUUGACCUCUUUAAGGAGGAACAGCUGCUGAACCUGGCAGACUAUGUGGUCAACACCUACUUCCGCCACUUCAAGCUCUACAAAUAUGUCUUCACACCCCAGGUGCGGCUGGAUCUAUCUUUGACUUACAUGGGGCUACAGCCACCCAAGCUCUGGCCAGAGGACAAAGGAGAAAGCAAGGAGGUAAAGGAGCAGGCAGUCACCCCACAGGAAGAGGAACUGGAGACAGUGGCCCAGCCAGAGCAAGAGCCAAGCCAGAUCCACAUCCUCCAAACCUAUAUCAAGACCCAGCUGAACAAGGAGCUGGGGCAGCUCCAACAGCUGGUAGAGGAGAGGCUCAAGGCCAGCGAGGAAAGACUCAGCAGCAAGUUGACCACACUAGAGCGGCCCUUCCAGCCACCUCUGGCCAAAGGCAAGAACAAGACUAAGUGAUCCUCAGCAUUUUCCCCAAUAAAGGCCUGGGCCAGAGUGGCCCCAUC